UCUGACAUGACUCCUGCAAACUUUAACGUUGUGUCAGUUCUGCUGAAUGAGUGAUAGAAGACACAUGCGGUGCAUUUAGUCGAUUAACGAUUUUCUGAAAACGUAUACGAAAUUUAUAUCAAAAAAUUUCACUACCACAAACUUUGUUUUUUUUAUUUAAUUUAAAACACAAAGAGGGGCUUAUGGUUUGCUGUUAGCUAACGUUGGUUGGGCUGCAUAAAGUUCAUAAUCGUAGUAACAGCGGCAGGAUGUACUAUGAAGAAAAAGGAAAUUCACACAAGCCGCGCUAUGGAACCAUUCAGGACGAUGAAAGGCUUUCGGCGGAAGAGAUGGAUGAGAGGAGACGACAGAAUAUUGCCUACGAGUACCUCUGCCACCUGGAGGAGGCCAAACAGUGGAUGGAGGCAUGCGUAGAGGAGCAGCUUCCCCCCACCACAGAGCUGGAGGAGGGGCUGAGGAACGGAGUCUACCUUGGAAAACUGGCCAUGUUUUUCGCUCCAAAGAUGGUGUCUGAGAAGAAAAUCUACGAUCGUGACCAGGCCCGCUACAAGCGCACAGGACUUCACUUCAGACACACCGACAACACGGUGCAGUGGCUACGAGCCAUGGAGUCCAUAGGGUUGCCCAAGAUAUUCUAUCCUGAAACAACAGACGUGUACGAUCGCAAAAACAUGCCCAAGGUGGUUUACUGCAUACAUGCGUUAAGCUUAUACCUGUACAAACUGGGCAUUGCACCUCAAAUCCAGGACCUGCUGGGGAAAGUAGCCUUCACAGAGGAGGAGAUCAGUAACAUGCGUCGUGAGCUGGAGAAGUACGGUAUCCAGAUGCCCACCUUCAGUAAAAUAGGAGGCAUUCUGGCCAACGAGCUGUCUGUGGACGAGGCAACCUUGCACGCUGCUGUCUUUGCCAUCAACGAAGCUGUGGAUAAGGGUCAGGCUCCGGUGACCAUGGGGGCGUUGAAGAACCCCAGCGCAAUGCUGAGGAACACUGAGGAAGAGCUUGCCCAGGACUACCAGGACACACUAAGGCAGGCCAAGGCCAACAAGGAAGACCAGGCGUCAGGCAGGCGCUCGUCCAUAGCCACGGAGGAACGAGAUGUUUAUGAGGAGCUACUGACCCAGCAGGAGAUCCAGAGCUGCAUCGACCUUGUUAACACCCAAGAGGCGUUGCGGCAGGUUAACCAGGCCAUCUCUGCCCAGGACAAGGCUGCUCUUCUGGCUGUUCUCGGGUUACCCGCCCUGGGGCUUCUAGGCAUCCAGGAAGCCAACUCUCACUGGUACCUGGAGCGCUUAACCUCCUACUGCCAGGUCACGACUGGGGAUGCUGGAAGAGCACUGAAGCUACAGAGAGAAGAGAUCCAGAGGGUGAUAAACUCAUGCAAUGUCUUCGCUGAUGCGGAGAGGCAAAAACUGGAGGCCGUUGCAGCGAUCAACGCCGCCAUUCGUCAUGGCGUAGCAGCAGACACCGUGGAGGAGCUGAUGAAGCCAGCGGCCCAGCUUCCCAUCGUCUACCAGACUGCUGCCAACCUUUACCAGAAUGAACUGUUCAGCCUGCAGUUACAGGGGAAAAAGGCAGGCCUGGGGCAUGAGGAGCUGGCUGUGGCAGUAGAAAUGCUGUCAGCGCUGGUUGUGCUCAACGAGGUCCUGGACACCAAGGACCCCCAGUCUGUUACUGAACAGCUGACCGACUCUCCUUUGGGCUUCAGCAACAUGGACCAGGAUAACCUGCACAGGUAUGCAGACACUCUGAUCACCCACCGAGCCGAGAGCCUGUCCCGAGGCCUGGAGUUCCUCACCUGGAAUGAUGUUCAGAAGACCAUCGACUCUGUCAACCUUCAGGUCCACGAGGAACACGAGCGGAUCAUUGCUCUAGCUGAGAUCAAUGAGGCACUGAGCUCUGGGGACCAUAAGCAGACCCUCUCUGCCCUGCUCCUGCCCACAGCCAAACUGCAGGGUGUCAACCCAGCCACAGCCAAACAUUACCACGACGUCCUGCAGAACACCAAGAUACUCAUCUGCAAGGUCUUUUCUCUGGACACAGAGGAAAUGAGAUCGGGGGAUGAGUCUGCUGUCCUGUGGCUGGACCAGAUCCAAGAAGGGAUACACACAGCCAACCAAGAUGAAGUGGAGGCUCUCUCGUUGGCUGGAGCAGUGGCGGAUAUCAACAGGAAGAUUGCAGACGGGGACUCCCAGAUCACCCUACAGGCACUUCAGUCACCACUGGCUGGGUUAAGAGGGGUCCUGGCUGAGUGUGCAGACACCUACCAGACUGGUCUGGCCCAGCGUCAGGGUCUCAGCGCUACCACUGAAGGCAGCUGUGACAGUGUGUGGGUUAAACACUUGAUCAAGGGCAAUUAUGACUACUACUACAACCUGGUGAGCAGAGAGGGGACCUGGGAGGAACCUGAGGACUUCAUACACAACAGCACACAGCUCAGCAGAGAGGAAAUACAGAGUGUGGUCGGAGAUGGGACAGCUGAGUAUAACAGGGAACAGUUGUGGUUGGCCCAUGAGGCCCUGGUAACCCAGCUGCAGGCCAGGGUCAGAGGUUACCUGGUGAGGAGAGCUCACACUCAGAGACUGGACUACCUACGACAGCAAGAACAACAUGUGGUGCGACUGCAGGCUUCCUGGAAAGGCUAUAAACAGAGGAAGGAAUACAAAGACAGAAUGUCUGUGCUAACAAGCAACGUGCAGACAAUUGUCAAGAUUCAGGCAUUUGUUAAGAUGUGGAGAGCUAAACGUCAAUACUGUCGAAGACUACAGUAUUUCAAAGACCACGAGAAGGACAUAGUGAAGAUCCAGGCUUUCCUGAAGGCUAACAAAGCCAGAGACGACUACAGAACACUCACCGGGGCCCAGGACCCUCCUCUGUCAGUGGUGCGCAAGUUUGUACAUCUGCUUGAACAGAGCAGCCUGGACCUGCUGGAGGAACAGGAAGUGACACGGCUCAGGGAGGAAGUGGUUACUAAGAUCCGUUCCAAUCAGCAGAUGGAAAAAGACCUGAACCUGAUGGACAUUAAGAUCGGCCUACUGGUUAAAAACAGGAUCACCCUACAGGAUGUGGUGUCUCACAGCAAGAAGCUUAAGAAGAAGAGCAAAGAGGAGUUGGCUGCAGGGGACAAACAAGGCAUCAAGAGCCUGAGUAAAGGAAAGAGGAAGAAACUAGAGGCGUACCAACACCUCUUCUACCUGCUGCAGACCAACCCAUCGUACCUGGCCAAGCUGAUCUUCCAGAUGCCCCAGAACAGGUCCACUAAGUUCAUGGAUACAGUAAUCUUCACCCUGUAUAACUAUGCCUCCAACCAGAGAGAGGAGUACCUGCUGCUCAAACUCUUUAAGACCGCUCUGGAGGAAGAGAUCAAGUCUAAGGUGGACCAGAUCCAGGACAUCGUUACCGGGAACCCUACCGUCAUCAAGAUGGUGGUGAGCUUCAACCGCGGAGCCCGCGGUCACAACACGCUGAGACAGCUGCUGGCACCUGUCGUCAAGGAGAUCAUCGAGGAUAAAGGCCUGGGCAUCAACACUAACCCUGUGGAUGUGUACAAGGCCUGGGUCAACCAACUGGAGACUAGCACUGGAGAGGCCAGUAAACUUCCCUACGAGGUGACCCCAGAACAGGCCAUGUCACACGAGGAAGUCCGUGUGAAACUGGAGUCCUCCGGUCAAUCUCUGCGGAUAGCCACAGACAAAGUGCUUAACUCUAUUGUAUCUUCAUUGGACAAUAUCCCCUAUGGCAUGAGAUACAUUGCAAAGGUCCUGAAGAAUUGUCUUCAUGAAAAGUUCCCAGAUGCUACAGAGGAUGAGUUGUUGAAGAUUGUAGGGAACCUGCUGUACUACCGCUACAUGAAUCCGGCCAUAGUGGCUCCCGACGGCUUUGACAUCAUCGACAUGUCAGCCGGAGGUCAGCUCCACACUGACCAGCGGCGUAACCUGGGUUCCGUGGCCAAGAUGCUGCAGCAUGCUGCAGCCAACAAGCUGUUUGAGGGAGAGAAUGCCCACAUGACCCCCAUGAACAACUACAUCUCCCAGACCUACCAGAAGUUCAGGGUGUUUUUCCAGGCGGCGUGUGACGUCCCUGAGCCGGAGGAGAGGUUUAACGUAGAUGAGUACUCUGACAUGGUGACUCUGAGCAAACCUGUCAUCUACAUCUCCAUAGAGGAGAUCAUCAACACUCACUCGCUGCUGUUGGAACAUCUGGAGGCCAUCUCCCCUGACCACAACGACCUGCUGCAUGAACUUCUGGAGGACCUGGGUGACGCACCUGAUGUGGAGUCACUGCUGGGUGAAGGGGCUGUAGAUCCUACCAAUCCCAACAAGGAGAGCACCCUGAGUCAGCUGGCUAAAACGGAGAUCUCCCUCACACUCACCAGCAAGUUUGAGCUGCUAGACGGCGAUGACAAGGACACCAAAGGCCUUAUGAUGAAGACUAAGAAGCUCAUAGUAGAUGUGAUUAGGGUUCAGCCAGGAGACACUCUGCCAGAUACCCUGGAGACCCCGGCUUCUGCCCUCCAGGAAUGUGAACAUGCUAAGCUGGUGGAGUUGCGUGCCAUGCAGGACGCCCAGACCCCAGAGGGACUGAAGAGCAGCCAGGCCGUUUUGGAGGACAGACAGCUUCCUCUGGAGCAGAAAAAGAGGAAGAUCCUCCGCAACCUCCGUACCCUGGAGCAGGUUGGCCUGGUUACUGCUGCUAACAAGUACCAGGACCUUAUUAAUGACAUCUCAAAGGACAUUCGUUACCAGAGACGCUACAGACAAAGAAGGAAGGCAGAACUGGUUAAGCUCCAGCAGACACUGAGUGCACUCAACUCCAAGACAGCCUUCUAUCAGGACCAGACCAACUAUUAUGACACUUAUAUUAAGACCUGUCUUGACAACCUCAACAGGAAGAAUGCACGGCGGUCCAUAAAGCUGGACAAGGUAGAACAGAAGGCCAAUAAGAAGGGAAAGCAUCAGUCUUUAAAGUACACGGCGGCCCGGCUGCAUGAGAAGGGAGUUAUCCUAGAGAUAGAGGGUCUGCAGACCAACCAGUUUAAAAAUGUCAUGUUUGACAUCUCACCUAGUCAGGAAGUUGGAGACUUCGAGGUGAAGGCCAAAUUCAUGGGAGUCGAGAUGGAAAAGGUCCAACUCCAUUUCCAGGACCUUCUCCAGCUGCAGUAUGAGGGAGUUGCGGUAAUGAAGAUGUUUGAUAAGGCAAAGGUCAACGUCAACUUGCUUAUCUUCCUCCUCAAUAAAAAGUUCUAUGGAAAAUGAGACUUUAUAAAACCAAAGAAGGAGGGGAGAAGAGAAAUGGGAAAUAAGUGUGAAAUGAUUGUGUGCCUUCUAACAAAACAAUGUUUUCUGAAGGAGCUAUUUUUGAAUGAUUGUUUCAUGCUGAUUUGAUUGAUCACUUAAUACCAAAAAUCUUCUAAAAAUGAUUUGGGUUUGUUACUGGUAUUGGCAUGUAAUACCAGUUGCUUCAUUUGUUUGUAGUUCAGUUUUCCACUGGGUAAUUGUAAAUUGAAUAUAUUUUUUAAAAUAUUGUAAUGACAUAUAUAUUUUGUAUGUAAGGCAAACACAGCGUUGUCACUUGUAAAAAUGAAAGUAGGUUUGCAAUGAGAUGUGUACAAUGCACUACCGUCUAAGGUCAGAGUGGCAGUUAAGAGGCAACGUUCCUUGCCAUGUAACAGCCACCGUGAAUAGAAGUUUAACCAGUGCCUUUUGAAUCUAGUAAAUUGGGGGAAGUUGUGCAUCUUUUUAAACCAAAUACUGAACCACUGUUCUUUCUGGAGUUUGACUGAUUUGUAGCCAUUGAUCUGUCACAUAUAAAGUAAAAUAAUUUCAAGUG
Messenger RNA from Esox lucius (northern pike), 5826 nucleotides. It is a transcript of the gene iqgap2, whose product is annotated as IQ motif containing GTPase activating protein 2. Lineage: Eukaryota; Metazoa; Chordata; Actinopteri; Esociformes; Esocidae. The record is from RefSeq and is a predicted model, not a curated record. Gene Ontology annotation, cellular component: cytoplasm. The coding region runs from base 249 to 5252 and encodes 1667 amino acids. The transcript is spliced from 39 exons. Gene Ontology annotation, biological process: regulation of GTPase activity; regulation of actin cytoskeleton organization. Gene Ontology annotation, molecular function: GTPase activator activity; actin filament binding; calmodulin binding.